This is a messenger RNA of Medicago truncatula (barrel medic), 1601 nucleotides long. Its product is annotated as calcium uptake protein, mitochondrial. Lineage: Eukaryota; Viridiplantae; Streptophyta; Magnoliopsida; Fabales; Fabaceae. Gene Ontology annotation, molecular function: calcium ion binding. The record is from RefSeq and is a predicted model, not a curated record. The transcript has 7 exons. The coding region runs from base 66 to 1433 and encodes 455 amino acids. Gene Ontology annotation, cellular component: uniplex complex. Gene Ontology annotation, biological process: calcium import into the mitochondrion; mitochondrial calcium ion homeostasis.
CACCUUUGUCACUAAAGCAUGCCAUUACCAUUGCCAUUGCCAUUGCCAUUACUAUUACUAUUACCAUGUCUUUCUUUUCUACUCUCCGUCGAUCCUCCUUCCUCAUCCAACGUUUCCAAACUUCGUCUUCACAGUUUUCUUCCUCUCCACCAUCGUUACCGAAUACCAACCCACGGCCACCACAAUAUCGAAAGUGGGUUUCAGCCUUAGUUGUUGGCUCAGCUCUUGCUUUUGUGUGUUACUUCUCCAAAACCAAUUCCAGCUUCGACUCGGCUUUCUUAAACAAUAUCCUUAGAAAAUCAUCUCUUCCUGAGGGUUCCAAUAAUAACUUACUUUUUGGAGAUUCCUACAGAAGCAAGGUUUUCUUCAACUAUGAGAAGCGCAUACGAUUGCAUAGUCCACCUGAGAAGGUUUUUGAAUACUUUGCAUCAUAUCGUACACCGGAAGGGGAAGUUCUUAUGAAACCGGCAGAUUUAAUGCGAGCAGUUGUUCCUGUUUUCCCUCCAUCUGAAUCCAACCUUGUUAGAGAUGGAUCCUUGGAAGGCGAAAGAAGUCCUGGCCACUUGUUCUGUCCUCCUUCAGAAUUUUUUCUGCUUUUCGAUGUAAACGGUGACGGUCUUAUAUCUUUCAGAGAGUAUUUAUUCUUGGUAACCCUGCUUAGCAUCCCAGAAUCGAAUUUUUCUGCAGUAUUUAAGAUGUUUGACAUGGAUAAUGAUGGGGAGAUAGAUAAAGAAGAAUUCAAAAGAGUGGUGGCAUCAAUGCGAUCUCAUAGCAAGCAUGGUAUUCACAGAAUGUAUGAACAACAGACGGAUGCUUCUGUAGAAAAUGGUAGGAUGGUGGAAUACUUAUUUGGUAAAGACGGAAAAGGACGCCUCAAACAUGAUAAAUUUGUGAAGUUUAUAAGAGAUUUACAUGAUGAAAUUUUGAGGCUGGAGUUUGUUCAUUAUGACUUCAAAUUUCAAAAAACCAUAUUGGCCAAGGAUUUCGCACACUCCAUAGUUGCUUCUGCAGAUGUUAAUCAUCUGAGCAAGUUACUUGAAAGGGUUGAUGAAUUGAACAAUGAUCCACAGUUCAAUAGUGUACGCAUCACAUUUGAGGAGUUCAAAAACUUUGCAGAACUGCGGAAAAAAUUAGUUCCACUAUCAUUAGCUCUAUUCAGUUUUGCAAAAGUAAAUGGCCUUUUAACAAGAGAUGAUUUUCAGCGAGCUGCAUCAAGUGUUUGUGGUUUAUCUCUUUCUGACAACGUGGUUGAGAUUGUUUUCCAUUUGUUUGACACAAGUGGGGAUGGAAAUCUAAGUUCAAAUGAGUUUGUUAGAGUGCUACAGAGGCGUGAGAGAGAUGUUGGUCGAUCUGUGGAGACAGGAAUCAUGGGUUUCUUGUCAUGCUGUUGGAACUGUACAGACAAUUCCCCAGGUUCACAGUUGUUGUCCUGAGUGAACUUGCACAUACCCACUACUUCUAAUUACUACUAGUAUUGGUAGAACAUAUUAGGCUUUGAAGUGUGAAUCAGUAAUGUGUGCUUAAAAAUAAAUGACAAUGUAGAGAGUAUCCUUUCCAUUUCCAUUAGAAAUUGCCAUCUUCAUUUCUUUGCAUGGCUACAA